Carica papaya (papaya) is the source of this 2081-nucleotide messenger RNA. It is a transcript of the gene ATBFRUCT1, whose product is annotated as Glycosyl hydrolases family 32 protein. Gene Ontology annotation, molecular function: hydrolase activity, hydrolyzing O-glycosyl compounds. Gene Ontology annotation, biological process: carbohydrate metabolic process. The record is from RefSeq and is a predicted model, not a curated record. Lineage: Eukaryota; Viridiplantae; Streptophyta; Magnoliopsida; Brassicales; Caricaceae.
UUUCUUUAAUGAUUUAAUCACACUUCACGUUUAGCCUUGGGAAUAACUUUAAGUUAGAUUUCAAAAUCAAUGUUUAGAUUCUGUAGGAGCUAAUGGUUCAUUGACUUUUCAGCACUGGAACUCUGACAUGACACCUUUUUUUCCUGCAGUAUUACUUUUAAAAAAUAUGAUUUCUCCUAUAAAUACCAGUUAGUAUUGUCUUGGUCGUCGUCUCCUCUCCUAACUAAGCAACCAUGGCUAGGAUCUCUGCUGCCGAGAUGUUGUUGCUGUUUUCUCUACUUCUGGGUCAUGGAUUUGUGGAGCUUCAAGCUUCACACCAUGUUUACAACAGACUUCAGACCCUUGAAUCUUCCACUCUUUCCUCUUCUUCAAAUCAACCUUACAGAACUUCUUUCCAUUUUCAGCCUCCAAAAAAUUGGAUGAAUGAUCCCAAUGGACCAAUGGUGUACAAGGGAAUAUAUCACCUCUUUUACCAAUGGAACCCAAAUGGAGCAGUGUGGGGCAACAUUGUUUGGGCUCACUCUACAUCAGCUGAUCUUGUGAACUGGAUCCCCCAUGAUCCUGCCAUCUUCCCAACUCAACCGGCUGAUGUCAACGGCUGUUGGUCUGGUUCCACCACCAUCCUUCCUGGACAAAAACCAGCCAUUCUCUACACCGGAAUUGACCCCGAAAACAUGCAAGUCCAAAAUCUAGCAGUACCCAAGAACCUCUCCGACCCCUUUCUGAGAGAAUGGGUCAAGUCACCCAAGAACCCCCUGAUGGCACCCAACGCCAUGAACCAGAUCAACUCGAGCUCAUUUAGGGACCCAACCACAGCCUGGCUCGGCCCAGAUAGAAAAUGGCGGGUCAUUAUUGGCAGCAAAAUAAACCGCCGAGGAUUAGCAAUUCUCUACACCAGCAAAGAUUUUGUUCGUUGGAUAAAAUCACCGCAACCUUUACAUUUCGCCGACAACACCGGAAUGUGGGAGUGCCCGGACUUCUUCCCUGUCUCCAUUAAAAACAGCAACGGGAUCGGCACGUCGUUGGUGAUACGAGACGGCGUUAAACACGUUCUGAAAGCGAGCUUAGACGACACCAAACACGAAUAUUACACCAUAGGAAGAUAUGAUCAAGUGAAGGACAUAUAUAUCCCGGAUAAGGUCGUGGAGGGAGAUUCGGGUUUAAGGUACGAUUAUGGCAUUUAUGCGUCGAAGACAUUUUUCGACAGUAUUAAAGGACGGAGAAUCUUAUGGGGCUGGAUAAACGAAUCGUCAAGCGAGGCCGAUGAUAUUAAGAAGGGAUGGUCUGGAGUUCAGGCGGUUCCCAGAAAGAUUUGGCUGGAAAAGUCGGGGAAGCAGUUGAUUCAAUGGCCAAUAGCAGAAAUUGAAGCACUGCGUUACAAAAGAGUAAGUAUAGCGAAAAAAGUGGUGAAAGGAGGAUCAGUAAUUGAAGUUGGUGGUGUAAAAUCUGUACAGGCGGAUGUAGAGGUUUCAUUUGAGGUUAGUGGGUUGGAGAAUGCGGAGGAGAUGGAGGGAAGGUGGAGGAACCCACAGGAGUUAUGUAAGGAGAAAGGUGCAUCAGUGAGAGGUGGGUUGGGUCCGUUUGGGUUGCUGGUUCUUGCUUCGAAGGGAUUGGAAGAAUACACAGCAGUGUUCUUCAGAAUUUUCAAAACGCAUCACAAAUACGUCGUUUUGAUGUGCAGCGAUCAAAGCAGGUCUUCCUUAAAUGAAGGUAAUGAUAAAACCAGCUAUGGAGCUUUUGUUAAUGUCGACCCACUUGGUCAAAAAUUGACGCUCAGGACUUUGAUUGAUCACUCCAUAGUGGAGAGCUUUGGUGGGAAAGGCAAGGCUUGCAUAACAUCCCGGGUCUAUCCAACUUUGACGAUCGACGACAACGCUGCUCGUCUCUAUGCUUUCAACAAUGGAACUCAAAGUGUGAGUAUUGCCCAGUUGAAUGCUUGGAGCAUGAAGAAAGCUCGUAUCAAUUGACACAUUUAUAUAUUUUUGAACCUACAAAGUUCACCCACUCACACUUGUAACCUUAUCACAUACAUGCUCGUUGAUUCCACUACUAAUAAAUGGGUGAUUCAUUCUCUUUUCACA